This is a messenger RNA of Staurois parvus, 308 nucleotides long. The record is from the annotation of a GenBank genome assembly. NCBI's taxonomy places the organism in Eukaryota, Metazoa, Chordata, Amphibia, Anura, Ranidae.
CAGAGACUGCGGACACAGUACAGGAGAUGACCAGAGACUGCGGACACAGUACAGGGAUGACCAGAGACUGCAGACACAGUACAGGGAUGACCAGAGACUGCGGACAGUACAGGAGAUGACCAGAGACUGCGGACACAGUACAGGAGAUGACCAGAGACUGCGGACACAGUACAGAUGACCAGAGACUGCAGACACAGUACAGGGAUGACCAGAGACUGCAGACACAGUACAGGAUGACCAGAGACUGCAGACACAGUACAGGGAUGACCAGAGACUGCGGACACAGUACAGGAGAUGACCAGAGACUG